GGUCUCUAGGAUUUCUGAAAAUAAUUAGGCAUUUCUACCGGCUCGGCCCGGCCCGAGCGUGGUCUCAUCCCCAAACUCUCCUGCGCUCCCCCAAUCCUCACCCCGUCGGCCGUCGCGCUCGCCUCUGAGUCCUGCCCCCGGGAUUCCAGGGCCUGUCGCUCGCCGGCCGGCGGCCGCUGUCGUCUCCCGCAGGGUCCCAAGCCCCGCAUAACACCGCCUGAUGUGACUGGGAUCCGGCUGCCAGAGAAAUCGCCGCUCAGGCCUUGCCGGGAGCCGGUUGCAAGCUGAUACAGGAAAUUUACUUUUAUCUCUACUCCACCUUCUUUUGUGAUGGCACAAGCAGCUAUCUACAGCCUUUUCAUCAUUAACAAGUCUGGUGGCCUUAUAAACUACAAGGACUAUGGUUCAGCUGGGAGGAUGGACACCAAUGACAGUCUUAGAUUGGCAAGUCUCUGGCAUUCAAUGCAUGCUAUCUCCCAGCAACUCUCCCCUAUCCCUGGUUGUACUGGCAUUGACCUCCUACAAGCCCAUAACUUCGAUCUCCACUGCUUCCAAUCCCUCACAGGGACAAAAUUUUUUGUUGUAUGCGAAACCGGCGCGCAAAAUAUGGAGAUUCUGCUGAAAGCGAUAUACGAGCUGUACACGGACUUUGUCCUGAAGAACCCGUUCUAUGAGAUGGAGAUGCCGAUCCGGUGCGAGCUGUUUGAUCUCAACCUAGCUCAAGUGAUCCAGAAGGACCGUCUCGCCCUUCUGGGUCGGUGAAACUGAAACAUGAAAAUACUACCGUCCCGAUAGUGUGAUUGAUAAUUUAUUCCUUUCUCUAAGUUGUUCUCAGCAUUGCUCAGCUGGAACUGUACUUUGUACUGGUGCAUAAUCUUUAACUUGAAUAUGGUGUAGUAUGUGAUUGCUGGAGUAUGGAGUUUUGCAUACAGAAAAUGCUGCUGCAAAUAACAACUCCAUGGAAUGCAGCUCCCAAUCUCCCAUUCAUACAUCUACACAUGUUUUGGUUGUGAUGAACUUCGAGGCUUGAGAUUGCUGGCAUGAGCAGUAUUGCAGUAACAGUCAGGUGCUACUAUAUGUAUUGUGGACCGUCUGCUAGUUGUAAAAUGCAUCUUCAUAUCUGUUGUGGCAUAGGAGCAACAGUGGCCCCCCAAUGUA
Messenger RNA from Panicum hallii, 1158 nucleotides. Its product is annotated as trafficking protein particle complex subunit 4-like. The record is from RefSeq and is a predicted model, not a curated record. NCBI's taxonomy places the organism in Eukaryota, Viridiplantae, Streptophyta, Magnoliopsida, Poales, Poaceae. The transcript has 4 exons. The coding region runs from base 331 to 762 and encodes 143 amino acids. Gene Ontology annotation, cellular component: TRAPP complex. Gene Ontology annotation, biological process: endoplasmic reticulum to Golgi vesicle-mediated transport.